AUGUCUCAAACAAGAGAACCCACAAAAGCACAACCACCAACCCUUGGAAAGAUCAAGAACAACCAUCUUCCGGACGACAUGAUAUUCAACAUCUUAGCAAGGCUACCAGUUAAAUCACUCAUCAGAUUCAGGUGUGUUUCUAAAUCCUGUAACUCCUUAAUCACAAGCCCCUAUUUCAUCUCCACUCACCUUAUUAGUUAUAAUAACAAUAAUCAUGAUAAUAAGGAUCGUGGUUAUAUCCUUGACAUGUCAUGUUUCAAUUCUCCUCCUCCUACAAAUAGACCAGUUAUUACGUUUUAUUGCGACCAUGAGUUUGAUAAAAUUUUCCAGUUUGAAGUUCCCUUAAACCUUCCUUCUCAUCAUGCCACCUUCUUAGUCGGUUCGUGCAAUGGCCUUUUGUGUCUGAAUUUUUGUCCUCCACGCACUAUGAUUAAUGUUAUUUACGUGUGGAACCCCAACAUCAGAAAGUUAAAGAGGUUGCCUGAUCCUUGUGAAAGCCAAUCACACCUUGUGUCACUUGGAUUUGGUUAUCAAUCUAAGAGUAUUGACUACAAGGUUGUUAAGAUUUUACGUUGCGUUACCUCUCAACUUGAGGUUGAGGUGUACUUAUCGAAAUCGGAUUCUUGGAGAAGGGCUGGGUUUUCAUUUAGAACUAAUGUUGAGUUUGAAAUUCAUCAUAAUUAUUAUUUGCCAAUCCCAUUCUUUGGUGGAGCUUUGCAUUGGUUAUUAGAUACCAUACCAGAUGAAGAGAACAACAAGAGUGAAAUGAUUUUGUCAUUUGAUAUCGAUAAGGAGACAUUCGAAGAGCUAGCGCCACCUGAUCAUUGCUCAGAUGGAGAGCAUCCUGGGAGAUGUCUUAUGUUAUUUAGGGGGAAGCUAGCUUUGAUUAGAUUUGUGAGCGUUGGUGAACAUAAAUUCACAUGCAUAUGGGUGAUAAAAGAUUAUGGCACACGUAAAUCUUGGAAUAAACCUCUUGUUGUACCCAAAAAAUAUGAUGGUUUCAAUGGUUUCACCAAGUGUGGUUUAAUUCUAUCGCAUGAACAAUUUCGGAUGUCUUCUAAUGGUGAAUUAAGACGAGGAAAAAAACUAAAUAUGUUUUAA
Messenger RNA from Quercus robur (English oak), 1101 nucleotides. Its product is annotated as F-box/kelch-repeat protein At3g06240-like. NCBI's taxonomy places the organism in Eukaryota, Viridiplantae, Streptophyta, Magnoliopsida, Fagales, Fagaceae. Gene Ontology annotation, molecular function: protein binding. The coding region runs from base 1 to 1101 and encodes 366 amino acids. The record is from RefSeq and is a predicted model, not a curated record. The transcript has a single exon.